Cuscuta epithymum is the source of this 2445-nucleotide messenger RNA. Lineage: Eukaryota; Viridiplantae; Streptophyta; Magnoliopsida; Solanales; Convolvulaceae. The record is from the annotation of a GenBank genome assembly.
UUUGAAUACGACAUCAUAUGAUCUCAUUUCGAGUUGAAAUGGGUUCUGGGAACGACCUUCGACCCAGUUCUUCUUCCACGCCCAACGAAUCGAUGAUCCUCAUGGUCGAAAGAUGAGGUUCUUGUACUAACUCGAAGUAGCGUAACACUUCUUAAACUUAAAUCCAUCCUUGAAUUUUAGUUUGGAAGAGUUGUGUUCAAGAAAACAAAACCUAGAUUGCGAAGCUACUGUUCAUCGCAGGAGUUGUGUUCAUCGCUAUCUGAGAUCGAAACAAGAGUUGUGCGAAACCAGAGUUGCGAAACUACUGUUCAUCUCAGGAGUUGUGUUCAUCGCUAUCUUAAAUGCGAAACAAGAGUUGUGUUCAUCGCUAUUUUAUCCCAAAGUCUGCGAUUUUUGAAUUUUUGGCAACGUUGGUAAGAACACCAGGUCUGUGAACACCAGGUCUGUGAACUGCGACUCUUAUGGCCGGUAAGAAACAGGGUAAACCUGUGGCAACGCCAUCUGUGAACACCAGGUCUCGAGCUGCUGUAGGGUUCAAUGCUCUGGACGGUUUGGACGACAACUUCCCUGCACUACUUGGUGGGAAGUCUGAGAAGCAGACUGUGGUGAGCAUGGCAGGACCUGGGAGCUCUAACUCUGCCAUGGAGAUGCUGGUACCUGGGGAUCCGAUGCUUAGCUCUGGGAUGCAGGGGAAUGCAAAUAAACCUGCUGCAGUUUCUGGGAGCUCUACAGAAAGAUACAUAUCUGGGAACAAGCAGGCCACUGAUGCGUUGAUUAAAACUCCUGGGCAGCGAGGGAUUGAGCAUAAGGAGCAGACAGUUGUUCAAACAGACCCUAGGUUUGCAAACAAAGAUGGGAAAUCUCCUCCAAAGGAACCUGUUAAUGCUAAGCCUAUGGCAGUAACCCCAGAUAACACACAGCCAACAAAGAAACCAACUCUGGCAGUAACCACUGAUGCACUUGCACGGGCAGCAACUACUGAACCUUGGAGUGCUCUUUUCAAGGACAAUCGUGACCCUAGGCAUGGUAUCAAACUGAAAUAUGUCCCUCCUAAAGGAGACACGUUGGACUUUGGUGAUCGUAUACUACCUUCCAUGGUUGAAAUGUGGGGCUUUUGCCUUGUUGGGCAUUUCACUGGAAACUUUCCCGGACUCAAAGCGGUACAUGAACUUAGAGCUACUUGGGGCGUGAAAUGUCUUGUAAGGUCCCACAACAAAGGAUGGGUAAUUUUCAAAUUUACAAAUGAGGAGGAUAGAACAAAGGUACUACAUAACGGACCUUACAAUGUGUUUGGGAAGCUUCUUAUGCUCAAAGAACUUUCGGAUGACUUUUCAUUUGAAGAUGAGGAGUUCCUUAAGGUUCCAAUUUGGGUCAAGUUCCCUAAAUUACCAAUGAAGUUAUGGAAUGAUGAAGCUAUGAGUGAGGUGGCAUCGAUGGUUGGGGUCCCAAUAACCACGGACAAGAUCACCCAAGAGAGGACAAACAAUGAAUAUGCUAGAGUGUUGAUUGAAGUUGAUGUUUCAAAGCCACCGCCACUUUCUUUUCCCAUCCGACUACCUUCCAAAAAGGUUUUCAAACAAUGUGUGCUUUAUGAAACUUUUCCUAGCUACUGCUUUCAUUGCAAAGAAUUUGGCCACCACCCGUUUAUUUGCAAAAAGCUAGCUAAACAGGUUGAUGGAGCUACUGCUGCCCAGGAGACUGCUGCUGCACAACCGACCGGGUGCUGCCCUGACCCGACCGGGUAUAAAGGGCAGAAGUCAUCCCAGGAGUCUGCCAAUGCUGCCACGGUAAAUCGAGUUGACCAGGGAACUGAUGUGACUAAUCUAACUGCCCAGGAACCUUCUAAAGCUGCUGAAAAAGAACCGGAGGUCAUAGUGGAAGAUAUUGAUAGGAUUGUGAUGGAAGAAAAAGACUUAAAGUUCAAUGAUGUGGUCAUCAAAUGUGAGGUAAUAAACGGUAAGACACUGAAGUUAGUUGUCAAACCGUUUAGAUUUGUGCACGCGAGUGUGAUUAGAGUGGAUACUUCUCUUCGACUUACAGAUGAUUUGGAUAAGAAAGGACUUACUUUCACCGCCAAAUGUCUCGAGGGUAUGCCGGGAGUAGCUAAGAAGAAAGGGGAGGUUUGUUUUGACUCAAAAUUUACUACUCCCUUCCGAGCUUUCUUUGGAGUUUAAAUUAGGGAUACCUAAUAUUUUAUUGAUGUGGGAGGGAGUGGAUCUUGAUUUUGUGGUAUCCUGUGUACUAGGAUAUGCACUUUAUUUGUAACAUUGACCUGUUAUGUGUUAAGUAAUUUGUGAAGUGGGGUCUGUCCCAUAUGUUUGAUGCAUUAUAUCUAGGUUAGUUUUUUCUAGCUUAGAUAGUCAUUUUGAUUUGGAUUGAUGCAUUGUAAAAUGCUAUUUUUUUCUUCGGUUUCUAAUAUACUUACAUAUUAUCGUCGAGUUGAAA